Messenger RNA from Acinonyx jubatus (cheetah), 4443 nucleotides. RefSeq lists its product as uncharacterized. The transcript is spliced from 2 exons. NCBI's taxonomy places the organism in Eukaryota, Metazoa, Chordata, Mammalia, Carnivora, Felidae. Bases 2712 to 3902 code for a protein of 396 amino acids. The record is from RefSeq and is a predicted model, not a curated record.
UCCACUGUGGCUGGGUUCCCGCACGCAGGCCCAGGCCUCGCCCCCAGAAGGGCCCCUCCGUCGAGCCCACGGCCCCUCCUCUUCCCUUCCUCUGCUGGACAGUAGAGUGGCCUCAGGCGGGACAGGUGUGAUCCAGGCUGGCGAGUUUCUCCUGGUCUUGCCAGGCCACCCACCCGCAGGCUCUGAGCACGCGGCCAACGUCGCCAACCGUGGGUGGCGAACGUCGGCCUUCUCCAGGCCAGCGCUGGGAAUGAGCCCCUCCCUGGGCCCCUCUGCCGAAGCGGCCCGGAGACCCUACGUGCAUUCUGCAGCUGGAGGAGGCCGGGGCUGGAGCGACCAACUCAGACCCAGGACUCAGUGCCCCGCCUGUGACCCUGCUGACUCCGGCUGCCGGCCUCCUGCGCACAUCCCCUGCGGACGCCUCUGGCUUCUGUCCUCUCUCCGCAGCGAGGGCUGAGCCAGGAGCAGGGGAGCCCCAUCCCUCCGCCAGCUCCCCCACGGCAUCCCCAGAGGAGGGGCACGCCUGUCCAUGGGAUGGGUCUGAGGUCACAUCCUGAGCAGACCUGCAGGCGACCUCAGCCCCUCCCUGCACCCCGCGCAUGCCCAGUGCUGAAUCCUCAGCUUCUCCAGGACGGAGCCUGGAAGGGGGCUCUCUGGGCCGCAGCUCCAAGGUUGGAACCUGGGAUCAGCUCCCCACCGAGACACGUGGUGGACGUGGGGGCUCAAUAAAACCGCCCACAUAGGCUCCCAGUGUGGGCCAGGCUCAAGGAAAGGUCAGAUAGGCCACCCCAAAUGCAGCCUAUCAAUCCGAUGACGGCUGGUCCCCAGCUCCCAGCCUUAGCAAGGAUAGCAGCGACACCAGCACCCGGCAGCGUCCUGCCUGUGGCCAAAGCCCGCCAGGCCAGCCGGAGGGAGGGUCUGUGAGACGCAGCCGGGUGCCCAGGAAAGUCUCCCAGGACUGUGGGGCACACACAGCACGGUGGAACCCCAGGAGGACACGCCUGUCCCCAACACUUCUCCAGCAACCGGCCCUGGAGGCCAGGGGAGUCAGGGCUGGACCCGGCGCAAAGCACCUCCAUCUGCCAUCGAGGGAGGCACUUAGGGGUUCCAACAACCCUGGGUGGGGGAGAGCGCAGACAAAGGGGGUGACAGCGAGGACGACACUGGCCCUGGGUCGCCCCGCAGGGCAGGUGGAUCAGCGCCGUGGCUCAGGGCAGUCCUCAGCUCAUCCAGCAAAGCCGCGGGGCGGCCAGGUGUGGGAACCACAGUGCCCACCUCACAGCAAAGGGGGGCUGCGGGAGACAGGCGCUUCCCCGGCAGCCCAGGGGACAGGACAGGCCCUGAGUACCCCCCCUUCCGUCUCUCUGUCCCUGGUCUGUCCCCAGACCUGCCGGCUGGGGGCUAGAGGCCAGGACCACGGGCCCCCACCCCAACCUCCGCCCAUCCCGGACCCUCGCGGCGGGGAGGGAGGCACUCCAGCUCCAAGCUCCGGAGGAAGAACCGAGCCAGUGCCUGCCCUGGGGCCUGGGGACUCCACGGGCGCCGCUGCGGGCACGCGCCCGCCACAGGCCUGUGCUGGAGGCCCGGGGGAGGAGCAUGUGGUCAGUGUGAGUGCCGGGGGCUGUGAGUACGGGUGCGAGCAUACCCCCGUGGGCGUGCAGUGCUCACACCGGUGAGCAGCACGGGUGCAUGCGCGUGCAUGUGAGCAUGAGCACGUGUGUGCAGGCGCAUUUGUGCGUGUGUGAGCACACAGCACACGUGUGUGCGCCUGUCUCAGGGUGAGCGUGUCAGCACGUGUGAGACCAUCCACGUGAGCACGGGAUUGUGUGCACACGCAUGUGGGAGUGUGAGCACACUCGCAUGCACGGGCGCGUGUGUGAGGCCGCGAGGCAGGUCAGCUGGCCUGGGUGGACAGCAUGCUGGCCCAGGGCAUGCGUGUGCACAAGUGCGAACAUGUGCCAGGCACGGCACCGUGCGGGGCUGCGUGUGACCGGGUGCGAGAGACCUGGGGGUGGGGGGUCACAGCAGGACAGCGUGCCCACCCCUAGCGACCCUGUGGGCGCUUACGUCCACACGGAGGACAGGAGGGCCAGGACGCCAGCUCUCCAAAUUCCCACGCUGGGCGCGGGCUGACACGCGUCCAGAACGGAAACGGAAAAGUGAGCGGCAAGGCAGGAAAGCAGAGGGCGGCCGUCCCCAGGCCUCGCGGCUGCCCCCCGGCUGCUCCUUCCCUAACGCCCCCACCAGCGGGGCCCAGAGGAGGCGGCGGCCGUCCCGGGAGGGAGAGCUAUAGGGCCAGCCUGCCAGGCAGUCAGCAGCCUGGGCUUCCGUCCCCCGGCCAGCCCCACAGCCCGUCCUGGGCUCCGGUGACAACGAACCAUGUCAGCCCCUCCCUUACUGAUGUGAAGCCCUCACAGGCCACAGAUUUUUUUCUAGCUCCCCCGGCAUCCCCCGGGCAGCAAGAAGGCAUGAGUGAUCAAGAUGGGGCGGGAAGCCCGUGGAGAAAGCUCCGGGUGGUCACUCCACAGUGUCCUCCCCAGGACCCGGUCAUCUCUGAGGGUCUGCUCAGAGUCAAGGGCACGGCUGUCCCAUGCACUCUGGGCUCACACGGGGGUCCGGAGGGCUCCGAGGUCCUGGGCCCCCAGCCACGGCCACGGCUUCCAGACCCAGUCCCCACUGUCCACGCACCCAGAGUCUGACCCCUUCUCACCAUGCUCCCUGAUCCCCCAGGGCCAGCCCCGAGGUGGCUCCUCGACUUUGCCUCUGCCCUCCACAGCAGACCGUGUCCCUGCCCCACUCAGACCCUGCCCUGGCUCCCUGUCCUUAUAAGGGCCCCGGGACCUCAGAAAGCGACCCCGUUUGGAAAUAGAGUGUUUGCGGGUGUGACCAAGGUAGGGCCCGAGCCCACUCGGAGCAGGGCAGGCCCUGCUAGGAGAGAGGAGGUGACACAGGCAGGGAGGAGGCAGGAGGGGGCUGACGCGGCCACAAGCCAGCGGACGAAGGAAGGACCCCCACGAGCACCUAGACUGGACACCUCUGGCCUCCAGGGAGUAAAUCUGAGCUGUUCCAAGGCCCGCCCUGCUCCGCCCGGCCUGCGGUCCCUUCCCCACCUCCGCGUUCUCCAGAGCGCGUCUCACCGGCCCGCACAGCAUUGCUUGCAAGCUUUCCCGCGUGUCCACCUGCCCCAGGACAGCAGCCCCAGGAGCCUCUGCCUGAGAGCAGCGCCGGGCACCGCGUCGGCCCCGCACAGACGUCUGUCCAGUGGAUCAGCUGCGUCGGUGUUUCCCAGGGCCUGCUUUAAGGACCCUGCUUAUUGUUUCGACUUUGUUGUGUCUUCCUCCUUUCUUUUCAAAGAAAGAAUUGGUUGGGAACGCUACGGUCUGUCUCAGGAAUCCUCAGGGCACAUUAGCAUGUUAAAUGCUCUGAGAAGUCGUGCAACAAAGGAACCAGAACUGCGAGGACCGCAGAACCCCUUCUGGUGCGGCUCCCAGCACCUGCUCGGGCCUGUGGCCUCCUCAGAUGGCCGGAGCCCAGCCCUAUACGGACAGAGAUCGGGGAGCCACAGAACGUAUUCUCGGCACCGCAUUCCUAGACAGUCUGCACUGGGACCGAGGGAAGGUGCCGGAAGCCAUCAGAGGAACGGGACAAGGUUGGAGGAUCCUGACCCCCAGGGAAGCGGGCACCCCUCCCAAGUGGGGCCCGGCACCCCAUCAGCGCUCGCACUCGGGAGCCCAGAGACCCUGCCCCAGCCCUGCCACCACAGGCAAGCCCAUGGAGAGGCCAAAGGCAGCCCCGCAGACACUCACCUGACCCCCCAGGGCAGGGCCUCCCGGGCGCUGGGGGCUCUGGGCACCUGCUCAGCCCGGGAGAGGUCACAGCAGGAAGCACACUCCCUGUGCUGAGCCCACCUUCCUCAGCCACGGCCGUGCUCCCACAUGUGCUCCCGCCUUCCUCUGCCGCCCCCCGCCAUCCGCUACACUUCCUCCUGCUCGGGGCCCCAGCAGGCUCCCUGAAUGCUCCCACCCCCACCCCCACCCCGGGCCUCCCCUGCCCAUCUGCACCCCAAAGCCACCCCAAAGCCCCAGCUGGCUCUGUGCUCCCCUUCACACCCCAUCACAUCAGCAUCCUCGAGCAACCAGCCUCCCGUCAGGCCUCACCUCCCAGAGCUCGGUGGGAGCUGAGCGACAGGGGGCAGGGUCCCAGGCUCAGGACCCUCCCCAUGUGAACCCCCCAGUCCCUCCCCUUCCCAUGCCGGCAGCCCAGACACCGGGGAACAAGUGGGUGUCCGGAGAGGCUGGAUCACAGGGCUUUUUCUGGAACAUUCAAAUAAACAGAUAAAACCCAAAUACGUAAAUAAGUAAAUCCUGCACUAAAAAUGAUCCUUUAAAAACAACUGAGGGGCGCCUGGGUGGCUCAGUCGGCUAAGCAUCCGACUUCAGCUCA